Molecule: messenger RNA, 4205 nt
Organism: Cottoperca gobio
Lineage: Eukaryota; Metazoa; Chordata; Actinopteri; Perciformes; Bovichtidae
Gene: brd2b
Product: bromodomain containing 2b
Exons: 12
Coding region: 95-2563 (822 amino acids)
Biological process (GO): chromatin remodeling; regulation of DNA-templated transcription
Cellular component (GO): nucleus; chromatin
Source: RefSeq, a predicted model, not a curated record
UUGCGGGGUUGUUUAGUGGUGUUUCGGUGGAAGUGCAGCGUCAGUCAACAGUGGUGGAAAAAUUGGAUUGUAAUAACACUCCGCCUUUAGCCCAAUGGAAGCGGCUGUCAACCUGCAUCACGACAGCUCUCUGGUCGGGUUGUCCAGUGGCGGGAUGGAGCAACACAGUAGUUCGGGCAAACGCAUUCGCAAGCCCUCCCUGCUGUACGAGGACUUUGAGAGCCCGUCUCUGCAGCACACUAUGCCCCAGGGUCCUCCUGUCCCACCACAGCCCCCAGUGAAGGAUCUCAGCCGGCCAAGCCGCAUGACCAACCAGCUGCAGUUUCUCCAGAGGACACUGAUGAAGUCCCUGUGGAGGCAUCAAUUUGCCUGGCCUUUCCACGAGCCUGUUGAUGCCUACAGGCUUAACCUACCGGAUUACCAUAAAAUUAUCAAACAACCCAUGGACAUGGGGACCAUCAAAAAGCGUCUGGAGAACAACUUCUAUCGCAGUGCAAGUGAGUGCAUACAGGACUUCAACACAAUGUUCACCAACUGCUACAUCUACAACAAGCCGACAGACGACAUUGUGCUGAUGGCACAGCCCUUGGAGAAGAUCUUCCUCCAAAAGGUGGCCCAGAUGCCCGAGGAAGAAGUUGAGCUGCCUCCUCCAGCUCCUCGAAGCAAGAACAGCAGGGGAAGAGGUCGCAAAUCAAACUCGAGGGCUCAGCAGGUGCCGGCAGUGUCCCAGUCGGCCUACUCCCCUUCUUCCUCGGACACUGGGGACUCCAUGCUGGCCAACUCUCCCCAGACUGUGCUGACCAAAAGCCUCCCUCCUGCCAACAUCAUGAGCCUGCCUCUUACGCAGCCCACAACCAAGAAAAAAGGUGUGAAACGUAAGGCAGACACCACCACCCCCUCCACCAUGGGCUUGACUGUGGGCAUGUCGGGAGCAACGCACAUGGUGGGCUUGGGGAAAGGAGGCCACGGGGGCCAGGUCCACGACACCUCAAUGCACACCAUCUCCAUGGGAGGCAUGAGCUUGGAGACCCCCCCCGGAAUGGGUCUGGUCAGGAGCGCUGGAGGUCCCGUCCUGCUCCAGCCAAUGAUGGCAGGCAGUGGACGCAGAGUGGGCAGCGGACGCCCCAUUAAACCCCCAAAGAAGGAUUUGCCUGAUUCCGUCCAGGCUCAGCCCUCGAAGAAGGGCAAGCUAAGCCCUCAGCUGAGGUACUGCAGUGGGCUGCUGAAGGACAUGUUGUCAAAGAAACACGCUGCAUACGCCUGGCCUUUCUACACCCCUGUGGACGCAGCUGCACUGGGACUUCAUGACUAUCAUGAUAUCAUUAAGUGUCCCAUGGACCUCAACUCCAUCAAGAGGAAGAUGGACUGCCGUGAGUACAGGGAGGCUCAACAGUUUGCUAGCGAUGUCAGACUCAUGUUCUCAAACUGCUACAAGUACAACCCCCCUGACCACGAUGUUGUGGGCAUGGCACGGAAGCUGCAGGAUGUUUUUGAGUUCCGAUUUGCCAAGAUGCCAGACCAACCCCACAUGGAUCACUCAGCCAUGUCAAUGAGUGGCCAUCCAUCAUCCUCGUCGUCCUCUUCUUCCUCCUCCUCGUCCUCAUCUUCCUCCAACUCCGAGAGCGAGCCCAGCAGUGAGAGCGAAGAGAGCGAGAGCAGCCGCAACUCCGACAGCGAAGAAGAGCGAGCACAUCGCUUGGCUGAGUUGCAGGACCAGGUGUGCACACAGCUCAAAGCCAUGCACGAGCAGCUGGCUGCCCUCUCCCAAGGUCCCAUUGUCAAGGCCAAGAAGAAGAAAGAGAAGAAGGACAAAAAGGAGAAGAAGAAAAAGAAGAAGCUGGAGAAGCGAAGUCGAGCUGUUAGAAGCAGAGCUGACUCCGAAGAAUGGAAACUGCCCGGCAAGAUCCUGAAAACCAAAUCUGCCAGAGCAGGUGUCUCGCAGCCCAAGAAGAGCCAGGGGAAGAAGAGUAACAAGAAUAGCAAGUCCACAAAGAAGCCCUUCUACCCCCCACCGCCCACGUCCAUGCUUCCGCACUACGACUCCGAGGAAGAGGAGGAGUUUGUGCCCAUGUCAUACGACGAGAAGCGCCAGCUGAGCCUCGACAUCAACAAGCUUCCGGGGGAGAAGCUGGGUCGCGUGGUCCACAUCAUUCAGUCCAGGGAGCCUUCACUGAGGGACACCAACCCCGAGGAGAUUGAGAUCGACUUUGAAACACUCAAGCCGUCGACACUGAAAGAGCUGGAGCGCUACGUCAUGACCUGUCUGAGGAAGAAACCCCGCAAGCCUUACGGUGAACAAGGUGCAGCGGGAAAGAAAGGCGGUGUUGGCAAGUCUAAAGAGGAGCUGACUCUGGAGAAGAGGAGGGAGCUGGAGAAGAGGCUGCAAGAUGUCAGUGGGCAACUCAAUUCUGUCAAGAAGCCCACGAAACCUAAAGCGGAGAAGCCCAGCGCUGUCGAGACCAACGCUCAGCCCUCGCGCCUCAGCGGCAGCAGCUCCAGCUCCGACUCAUCUUCCUCCUCCUCCUCCUCGUCCUCAGACACCAGUGACUCAGACUCUGGUUGAGAUCCUUAGCACUGGCUAACAGAAAACACUAAUAACUCAGGGACUUGGGCUGGCCCAGGACGCAACACACCCUGAAACAGUAGUGGGCCGAGAUAUUAGACACCAUGGCGAAAGACACUCCGAGUGGUUUUGAAUGUGGGACUGAGGGAUGAGGAACGACGUCUCUGUGGAUGAUCGUAGAGCCCAGACACUAAAUGCCUUGGUUUCCCCCUUUGUAAAUACUUGUACAAAUUUAUGUUUCUUUUAUAAAGAAGAAUUUUAUGGUGAUCCCCCAGAGGGAAGAGGAGUAAUAAAAAAAGAAAAUAAACAACAAUAAAAAAAAAUAAAAAAGGAUGUGAAAAGACGGGCCUUACUCCAAAUCUGCUUUGGCUGGCCUCGCGCAGUGUCCUCUGUGGUGAGGGAAUGGAAGAGUGUUUAUUUAUUUGUUUUCUUCACCGACAUUUCCUCAGACGUUACUGGAAUUUGAACCAGCAACCUUUUUGGUCUCAAGCCUUGCUUUUCUAACAUCUGGCCUUCUGCCACACUUAAUUUUUAGAUCGACCCUCCCCCCCCCUCCCCCCCCAAACUCAGCCUUAAUCAUCCAGAUUGUUAAUAACACUUAAAUUAUUUGGGAAAAUAAUAUAUUAUUAAGGAGCUCUAAGAUUCCUUCUCAUGUUCACAGGAGCUAACCUGUGGUAUCUGCCAUCUUCAGGUGAAAAAUUAGAAUUUGGUUCUGAAUCAUUCCUCUUUAAUGUUUACGCAAGCACGCACACACACACACACACGUUUCUUGCAGAUAAAUCUCAUGUUGACAUUGAGGUUUAUGCUGCACUCUGUUUUUACAGCACGUGGUUCAUGUUUUUUUGAAAACAAAGUGAGUUUAUAGGACAGUACAGAAAUGGCAUAACGUACUGUAAUUACAAAGUUUGCAAUUACGUAACAUACUCUUAUUCAGUUUGUAUUGAUUCGAUGGCUGCACUAUUCUGCUGAAAGUCCACCAGCCACUUUUAAGACUGACGACUGGUCUUAUGACACGCGUUGAUUCUGUCUUCAGUAUUUUGAAAUCCAGCUCUUUUACUGAUCUUGUUCUCGACAUUGCUCUUCAUUAUAUCAAACCGUAAUUGAAGUGUGCAUAUAUUUCCUUAAGAGCUGAACACAGGCUUCUGAAUGUUAUCAGGUUUUAGUGCAGGUUUCUGAUUUCCACAUUAAUCUCCUGAACACGUGACGUGUUGCAUUCCUGUUUUCUUGAAGACAUCCGUAGCACUUUAGAAACUCGGUGACGGUUUCUAAAAGAAAUCUUUCCGCUGCUCGACACUUACUGAAACAAAUGGUUUCCCUUAAAGAGACAAAGUCCUCAUAGCCCCAUGCAUAGUUGAAGCUGUUGUUGAAUGUUCAGUGAAAGAAUAUAUGCUUGUAUAUACUUAAACUGUAUUUGCUGUUGCACAAACUAUUGUAUUUCUGCUGUUCAGUCUUUCUUUCCUUUUAUCUUGUUUCCUUUUUUUACAUGCUGUUAUUUCUCAUUCCAGUUAACUGUCUUAGUUGUUUACUGAAGAGAGUUCACAUGAGCAUCGCUGCCUCUGGUCAAGCAGGUUGUUGCCUCUCAGAAGCAUACCUUUCAUUUGACAAAGUGUGUUUAUUAAAAUAUUCUCUUCUGUAGAAAGAA